Molecule: messenger RNA, 1118 nt
Organism: Cutaneotrichosporon oleaginosum
Lineage: Eukaryota; Fungi; Basidiomycota; Tremellomycetes; Trichosporonales; Trichosporonaceae
Biological process (GO): lipid homeostasis
Cellular component (GO): membrane
Source: RefSeq, a predicted model, not a curated record
GCAAACGGCGGACAGAGUAGAGCAAUGGUGCCACAAGACGCGCCCCGAGCCCCGCCGGGCGGCAGCCUCCUCCGCGUCCUCACGCACACCCAGAAUGCGAGCGCCGCGGCCUUUGGCCUGUUCAUGGGCAUACAUCUCGCGGCGCCCAUCGCGGCCGGUUUCGGGGGGACAAGUGCAGCCGACGGCGUCAUGCUCGUCGGCCGCGAGUACUACCUCUUCCUCGAGCCUUUAGCCGUCUACGCUCCACUCGGUUUGCACCUCACUGCCUCGCUGGCGAAGCGCGCUGUCCUCGUCUAUCGCACGCGGCGCUUCCACUGCACUGCGCAUACCGUUCUCGGCUACGUUCUCCUCCCCCUCCUCAUCCCACAUCUCAUUCUCCACCGCAUUCUCCCGUCGACUGAGGGGCCGCCAAUCAACGAGCUCUCGCCGAGUGAGAUGGGUUACGAGUUUGCUGGCUACGCAUGCGCCACGCGCAAGUGGAUGACUGCUGGCUACGUCGUGCUCACGGGCGUGGCGCUGUGGCAUGGCAUCGUGGGCGGGCUCAAGGUUUUGCAGUGGGCCAGAGGGUUGUGGAGGCGCGCUGAGGCGGUCAAGGACGCGGGGGAGAAGGUGCUGGAAAAGACGGCCGCCGAUACAAGCAAGGCGCACGAGAAAUCCGAUAAGAAGAGGCGGAGGAGAGCACACAUCUCGCAAACUGAGAAAUUGCGCGCUAUCCGCACCCUCGUCACUACCACCACUACGGCCGUAUGCGUCGGCCUCGUCCGAAUGACUGCCGACGCGCAGGGUUUGUCAUCAUUCACCGCGAGCCGCUAUGAUGCGGUGUUCGCAUCGGCGCCGUGGGUCGCCGCUGGAUUCCGCUAGCCUCCUUCAGGUUUUAUUAGCGCGACGCGCGUGUUUUACAUGUACAACCAUCCACCGCCGCUUUAACAACUACCUGCUUACCCCAUUGAAGCUACUAUGUCCCAGGGCCCUUCACAUUUGAGGAUCGUCGGUCCAUCACUUCCGCCAGCGCUUGCGCGGCGAUUUCCCCCGGAGUGAGGAGCUUCUCAGCCUCGGAUCAGCUCGUCUUCACUUGUCCCAGGCGCACCUUUUUGCGCAGGGCUUUCGUCUUCUCCUCG